This is a messenger RNA of Cephus cinctus (wheat stem sawfly), 1477 nucleotides long. RefSeq lists its product as uncharacterized. Lineage: Eukaryota; Metazoa; Arthropoda; Insecta; Hymenoptera; Cephidae. Gene Ontology annotation, molecular function: N-acetyltransferase activity. The transcript has 3 exons. The coding region runs from base 347 to 1132 and encodes 261 amino acids. The record is from RefSeq and is a predicted model, not a curated record.
AGAUCAAAUAAAUGGGCUAAAUUCAGUCGGUACAAUGAUACUGUAUAUGUAAUAUAACCAUAAUAUAAUCUAUGAAUACGUAUAGUCACAUGUCUAUACAAUGGUAUAGCAACUUGUGACGGCAACUUGCAACACUCCGGAAUUUAUUCAGUGUUGCUUAUCAGGUCGGAUAGUUAUACGUAUAUGAUUACAAGGUCGGCUUCGUGGUAACGGCUAUACACAUGUGUAUAUCUAUACAUAUUAGGAAAUAUACGUUGCUCAGCUGGUAAUGUAGACUGAACAAGUGGUCAGUGUAAUAAAGUCUGUCGCGGGUUAACAAACUGUCUGAAUUACCAAAGUUUUCAUUAUGAGUGUACGUAAAAGAAUGCCGUCUUAUCGUUUAUGGGGUUCCAUGGAUGAUGGGAACGUGGAAUUUGAAUCGUUGACUAGCGAGACACUGGACGGUGCUCUUCGUGUGAUAAGAGAAAGUUUUUUCAAGAACGAAAGUGUUUGCAAGGGCGUAGACAUCAUUGAGGAGCCUGGUGCUAUGAAGGAACUUGAGGAACUGUGUUUGGAUGCCGCCAAAGAUGGAGUCAGUGCAGUAGCUAUAUACGUUCCUACUGGACAAGUUAUUUCUGUUGCCUUUAAUAAGAUUCAGACGCGGCCUUUGAACUCUGAAAAAAGUUCAUUUGAAUUGUUCAGUCAAAAGUGCAAGUAUAAAUCGUCCAAGGCUCUGGUUGACUUCAUGAUCGAUGUCGACUCCGAAAUAAAUCUCUUCCAGCAUUACAAUGUGGACUGCAUUCUCGAAAUUAUGUUCCUGGCUACGUUACCUGAUUACUCCAAGAGAAGAAUCGGCGAGCUGGUCGUUGCGGCUUCUUUGGAAAUUGGCAGAGAACUGAAGAGAGGAAAGAAUGUUAAGACGCCAGUAUGUAUCAACAACGACGAUACUAUCACAAAUAAGCCAUUAGUGCCUAGUUUAUCGUCUGCAAUUAUGACUUCGAAUUUUUCGAAAAAGAUCGCUCUUAAAUUAGGCUUUGAAACAUUGGCUGAGGUUAGUUACGAUCGAUUUGAAUUCAGAGGUAAAAAGUUCAGCGAGAGAAUAGGCGAAGCUGACAAAAGUUGUGCCUUGGUGGCCAAACGACUGAAGAAUUAAUGUAUUUAAUAAUUGGAGGUUAAUUAAUCGUUCAUUAAAUAAUACACAGUCAAUUGCACAAAUAGAUUCAGUGCUUUUGACCGACAGUUGGACAUUAUAACGAUCAAAAUAAUUCCUUAUCAAAAAAUAAUUUAUAAUUACUUUGUACUUUCAUUUAUCUUAAAGAUCUUGAAUAUUUUUUAUUUAAACAUCAUAUUAAUUUAUCAUUAACGCCAGUUCUAUCUCAUAUGAGAUAUUGGUAUGUACCAUCACCUGUUGUCAUCAUUAAUAUACUGAUCACAAUCAUAUAUACUCAAAUUAUUUAAUGUAUACGUUGUACUCAUUAAAAAUACUUUAAUUACAUCU